AUGGAUCCCAACCCCUCAAUUUCCGAUCCCAAACCCCAAAACCCUAAUCCCCCGAGCAGGGAUUUCCUAAUCCACCUCGAAAUCUACCUCGCCAAGCGCGACGGCGUCGACAAGCUGCUCAAGAUCUCCCGCUACGCCGCCAAGAUCGCCCUCGCUUCCUCCCUCCUCGACCCGCGGCAUCCCGCCGCCGCCCGCCUCAAAUCCUUCGAAUCGAGCGUCGGCGUAAGCCGCAAAGCCUUCCGCAUCGGGAAAUUCGUCCAGGACGUCAACGCCCUCAGGUCGGCGGCGCACCUCGCCUCUCACUCCCACCUGGGCCUAUUCCUCUCACUGGUCGCCCACGGCGGCGAGGGGCUGUACUACUUCGUCGAGCAGUUCGUUUGGCUGGGGAAAGCCGGCCUGAUCGACCGGCGGCGGCUGCCGGCGCUGCAGAGGCUGAGCGCCUGGUGCGAGUUCGUCGGGUACUUCGGGAGCGUGGGCUUGAAGGUGAUGGAGUUGAGGGGAAUCGAGGAGGAGGAGAGGUGCUUGGCGUCGAGCAUCGAUUUGGCGGUGGUGAGAGGGAUCAAGUGCGGGGAGGAGCAGGGUAAGCUGCGGAGGUUGAGGGAGAAGAAGGUGAUGAAGUGGCUUUCGGUUGUUCAGGAUUUGGCCGACGGGCUAAUGGCUCUGGCGGACAUUAGGGAUGGCCGAGGGCGGCUGUCGGCUCCAAUCCUUUUGUCGUCUGCCGGGCUGCUGUCGGCAUUGAUCAGUACUCAUAAGAAUUGGGUUUCUUGGUUUGUUGAAUGUUGGGGCAUGGUUCAUAAGAGUGGAACUAUUUUGGAUUUCAGAAUUCAUGUUGGAAAAGCAUUGAAAUCUACAUUGAAAGGCCUCCAAAAGAACGAAUAG
Messenger RNA from Striga asiatica, 879 nucleotides. The record is from the annotation of a GenBank genome assembly. NCBI's taxonomy places the organism in Eukaryota, Viridiplantae, Streptophyta, Magnoliopsida, Lamiales, Orobanchaceae.